UCCGGCCGCUCCGCCCCCGGUCCCGGCCCCGGUCCGCCCCGUCCGGUGGGGCGACUAGCCGCAUGGAGGCCGGUUGAGGAGCGCCGCCCCGCCUCGGCUUCACUCAUCGGUGCCAGGAGCCGCCACCCAGCCAUGGAGGGGGAGGAGGAGCAGGGCCAGCCACCUCAGGAGGCCGACAUGGAACCUGUUGUGGGGGCUUCAGAGGUGGUGCCCAGGGUGCUUUCUGGAGAAUCCCAGAACCUGUCCGACGCGGACGCGCUGACCCUGCUCCUGGAGAUGAAGCUGAGGAGGCGACGAGAGCGGCCCAGCCUGCCGCGCACAGUGACCGAGCUGGUGGCUGAGGACGGGAGCCGGGUGUACGUGGUGGGCACCGCCCACUUCAGUGACGACAGCAAGAAGGACGUGGUGAAGACCAUCCGGGAGGUGCAGCCCGACGUGGUGGUGGUGGAGCUCUGCCAAUACCGUGUGUCCAUGCUGAAGAUGGACGAGAGCACGCUGCUGCAGGAGGCCAAGGAGCUCAGCCUGGAGAAGCUGCAGCAAGCCGUGAGGCAGAACGGCGUCAUGUCCGGACUCAUGCAGAUGUUGCUGCUGAAAGUGUCGGCCCACAUCACCGAGCAGCUGGGCAUGGCUCCUGGUGGCGAGUUCAGGGAGGCCUUCAAGGAGGCCAGCAAGGUGCCUUUCUGCAAGUUCCACCUGGGCGACCGGCCCAUCCCCGUCACCUUCAAGAGGGCCAUCGCGGCGCUGUCCUUCUGGCAGAAAGUGAAGCUGGCCUGGGGCCUGUGCUUCCUGUCAGACCCCAUCAGCAAGGAUGACGUGGAGCGCUGCAAGCAGAAGGACCUGCUGGAGCAGAUGAUGGCGGAGAUGAUCGGCGAGUUUCCCGACCUGCACCGCACCAUCGUCUCAGAGCGUGACGUCUACCUGACCUACAUGCUGAGGCAGGCCGCCCGGCGCCUCGAGCUGCCGCGCUCCUCCGAUGCUGAGCCCAGGAAGUGCGUCCCCUCCGUCGUGGUGGGUGUCGUGGGCAUGGGCCACGUCCCGGGCAUCGAGAAGAACUGGACCACAGACCUCAACAUCCAGGAGAUCAUGACCGUGCCCCCGCCGUCCAUCCCCGGCAGAGUGUCCCGGCUGGCCGUGAAGGCUGCCUUCUUGGGCCUGCUGGGCUACGGCCUCUACUGGAUGGGACGCCGCGCCACCAGCCUGGUCCUGUCACUGCCUGUCACUCAGUACUGUCUGCAGAGGGCAUCCACGGCCCGGCCGCACAAAUAGGAAGGACGAGC
This is a messenger RNA of Callorhinus ursinus (northern fur seal), 1277 nucleotides long. Lineage: Eukaryota; Metazoa; Chordata; Mammalia; Carnivora; Otariidae. The record is from RefSeq and is a predicted model, not a curated record.